Molecule: messenger RNA, 4306 nt
Organism: Cebus imitator (Panamanian white-faced capuchin)
Lineage: Eukaryota; Metazoa; Chordata; Mammalia; Primates; Cebidae
Gene: FAM169A
Product: family with sequence similarity 169 member A
Exons: 13
Coding region: 330-2525 (731 amino acids)
Source: RefSeq, a predicted model, not a curated record
AUUUAUUAAGUAUAUUUAGGCUACAAUAUGCAUACUUUAAAGACAAUUUAUCAUGUUUUAAAUACUGGAGGGCUAAUUUUUACGGUAGGAGUGUGCUAUUAGCAAAGGCGCCAGAGGCCACAAGACGGUUGAAUUGAGCUUGGAAAGGGAGGAGAGGAAAGCCCGAUGGAACCCUGUUGUCUUUCUAGGUCAGAGUUAGUCGGUACCGGUUAGACAGUGAAAGAGAAAAGGUCAACGCAGGAAUUUGGUCUCUCCCUGACUUCUCAAGAUGAAAGUCCGGGCUCUAGGGCUUCUCCAGACUGUGAAAGAAGCCCACGAGUCUUCCUGGCAUGCUCCUAAGUGGCAGUAGGUUUAGGAUGGAGGUGGCAGGGCUGAGGCCCGUGGUCCUCGCCCGCGCCCUCUGCACCCCUGUCCGGAGGCCAGGAUGGCCGCGCCCACCAUGGGUAAAUUUCAGGAGUGCCUGCCCCAGGCUGGAGAACUCCGCCAGGCUGUGCGAACGGGAUCCUGCGAAGAGGAUGGCAUUCCCUGUGGAUAUGCUGGAAAAUUGCAGCCAUGAGGAACUGGAAAAUUCUGCUGAAGAUUACAUGUCAGAUUUAAGGUGUGGGGACCCUGAAAAUCCAGAGUGUUUUUCUCUUCUCAAUAUUACGAUUCCUAUUAGCCUGUCAAAUGUAGGCUUUGUACCUCUUUAUGGUGGAGAUCAGACCCAGAAAAUUCUUGCUCUCUUUGCACCUGAGGAUUCACUGACAGCUGUGGCACUUUACCUUGCUGAUCAGUGGUGGGCUAUUGAUGAUAUUGUGAAAACAUCUGUUCCUUCAAGAGAGGGGCUUAAGCAGGUGAGCACUCUUGGGGAGAGAGUGGUUCUGUAUGUUCUGAAUCGAAUUAUUUAUAGAAAACAGGAAAUGGAGAGAAAUGAGAUCCCAUUCCUGUGUCAUAGCAGUACUGAUUAUGCUAAGAUUCUAUGGAAGAAAGGAGAGGCCAUUGGGUUUUAUUCAGUUAAGCCUACAGGAAGCAUAUGUGCCUCUUUUCUUACCCAAAGUUACCAACUGCCAGUUCUUGAUACAAUGUUUCUAAGGAAGAAAUACAGAGGUAAAGAUUUUGGGCUUCACAUGCUGGAGGACUUUGUUGAUUCCUUUACAGAAGAGGCACUUGGCGUACGGUAUCCACUGUCUUCUCUCAUGUACACAGCUUGCAAGCAGUACUUUGAGAAGUAUCCAGGAGAUCAUGAACUCCUUUGGGAAGUUGAAGGUGUUGGACACUGGUACCAGCGAAUACCAGUCACCAGAGCAUUACAGAGAGAAACACUUAAAAUACCAGCAGUUUCUCAAAAUGAACCUAAAAGACCUAUGUCUGGAGAAUAUGGUCCUGCAUCUGUUCCAGAAUAUGAAGCAGGAACUGAAGACAAUCAGUCUAGUGAGAUGCAGCUAACUAUGGAUUCUUUAAAAGAUGCCUUUGCAAGCACUUCUGAAGGUCAUGAUAAGACAUUUGUUUCCACUCGUACUCGAAGUAGUAAUCUAAAGCGGCCGAAGAUUGGAAAGCGGUUUCAGGAUUCUGAAUUUAGCAGUUCUCAAGGUGAAGAUGAAAAGACUUCCCAGACUUCACCUACAGCUUCAAUAAACAAAUUGGAGUCUACUGCACACACCUCAGACAGCCCAGAAGAAUUUCUGGAAGAAGAACCCGAACUGAGAGGGAUUGAAUUUGAGGAUGAAAGCAGUGAUAAAGAUGCAUGGCCAGCACCGGAAACCCAGCCAGAGCAAGAGAAGCAAGAUGGUGAGAAGGAAUCUGAAUUAGAGCCUAUGAAUGGUGAAAUAAUGGAUGAUUCUCUUAAGACCUCAGUUAUAGCAGAAGAGGAAGACUCCACUAGUGAAGUUCUAGAUGAAGAAUUAAAAUUGCAGUCUUUUAAUUCCAGUGAAGACCCUACAAAUCUUGUUCCACUGGUGGUAGAAUCUUCAAAAGUCCCUGAAGCAGAUGCAUCAGAUAAGACCCCACAUACAGCUGACUCAGAAAUGAUGGAUGAAGGCACAUCUGAGGAAAAGGGGCACACAGAAGAGAAACUGUCCCUACUUCCAAGAAAGAAAGCACAUCUUGGGAGUUCAGACAGUGUUACUACUAUGUCAAAUGAAGAACGAUCUGAUGGUGGUUUUCCAAACUCUGUGAUAGCUGAAUUAUCUGAAGAACCAGUCUCUGAGAAUUUAUCUCCCAACACUACUUCCUCAUUGGAAGACCAGGGUGAGGAGGGGGUAUCUGAGCCCCAGGAAACAUCUACUGCUGUUCCUCAGAGUUCCUUGAUAGAGGUUGAACUUGAAGAUGUGCCAUUUUCACAGAAUGCAGGACAGAAGAACCAGUCUGAGGAGCAGUCUGAAGCAUCUUCUGAGCAACUGGAUCAGUUUACACAAUCAGCAGAAAAAGCUGUGGAUAGCAGCUCAGAGGAAAUAGAAGUGGAAGUGCCUGUGGUAGACAGGCGGAAUUUAAGAAGAAAGGCCAAAGGGCAUAAAGGACCUGCUAAGAAGAAAACUAAGUUGACCUGAAGGAAGAAGAAAUGCAGAUGAUAAACCAUCUUCUUUGUAACAUAAUUGUUGUUUUUAAAAUAUGGUAAUUAAUAAAUAGCAUGGGGCACAGCACAAAAAUUUCCAAAAUUUCAAUUUGAACUUAUUUACUAUGCAGUUUUUUGCUUCCCUUUAGAACGUAGAAUUCACCAUUCCUUUAAUUUUUCAGGCUAUUUUUGGUAAAUGCAAUUUUUUAUUUUUAUUAAUCAUGUUUCAAUUUUGGGAAACCAGAUCAUAUUAUAUUUUAUCAGGUGGUACAUCUGACCAUUAUUUCAAAAAUAGAAUUAAAAAACUGAAAGUAGCAGCAUUUCCAUUACUUACAAGGAUCACAGAAAUCUUUUAUACUAAAGGUUUUAAUAAAGUAAAACUUGGUGAGCGUUCUCAAAGUUUUAAAUUUCAAAACUAAUCACCAUUUUAAAAAAUGUUGGCAUGCCUAAACGAGUGUCAGUAAAUUACAAUAAAUAUAACUUCAAGUAAACGAGAGCACAAAAACAAACUAUGGUCAAAGGUUCAUGAAGAUACUUUGGUUUUGGCCUCUAGUUUUCUUCCCUCUGAUUUCAGCAUCUAUGGAAAGGUACACAUAAACUGUUUCUGAUUCAUUCUAUCAUCUGAUGUUAACAGUACUGUCAGGGAUUUAACUGUGGCAUGUGGGGACUAAUAACAUUUAAAAUUUCAUUUGCAGUAUUAGUUUGCUAUAGUUUUUUUCUGUCUGCAUAUGUGCAGAUGCCUAGAAGUUUAGACUCCAGUUUCACCUUUAAUCAGGUAAAAAUCCCAAGUAAUAUAAUUUAGGGACAUAGUUUAAUAUUGACUUCUGGCCUGAUCAAGAUUAAGAUUAAGCUGGAGAUUGUACUUUUAUCCCCACUCAGUUCACAUGUAUAUUUCAGAAAUGUGAGGCUUCUUCCUGAGGCAUCUCUUUAGAUCUUGCCACCUCCCUAAUUCUGCAGUCUUAUUUAUAUUUCCCAUAGCGUUCAUCCACUUCUCUCCAACUCAUGGAGUGAUUCUCCAAUCAACAGAGUUUCCUGCCUGCCGGCUUAUGCCUUUGAUGUCCAUAUUUGGGUAGGUUUGGAGGUGCAUCCCACAAUAUUAGACCUAUAUGGCAGGAGUAAAACUGCCUUGGGGAGCUAUAGUUACAAGGGCUUCAAUCAGAUUAGAGGCUUCAGUCAUCCUUUGAUUUGUUCUGUGAGUACUGGUUGCCCGCCAGCCUGUUAAGUGUAUAUUGUGUUGCCAUAGCAAAGGCCUAGGAAAAUUUGAAAAACCCUGAACUGUUAAUUUUUAUAUAGUAAUUUAUUUAAAAAUGAACAAAAUGGUAACUCUUAGAAUCCAAAGAUAAUCUCAAAACAGUUCUACUAUUUGGAAAUAUUACACGUACUCACAUUUGCCCUUAAGUUGGAGAAUAUUUUGAGACCAUUUAGAUUGUUUUAAAAAUAGCUUGAUCUUGAUCCUUAUGUGAAAGAAACAUUAUGACUUUGUGUCAUUAUUUGAGGUAGCAAAGGAUUGAUGUUGAAAGCUUAUUCAGUUUAUAUAUAGUAAGCUGAUGUCACGUCAGUAAAUUUUGUUUUGGGAUGUUGGUAUUUUCAAUCUAAUUAGUUGAGUUAAAAUCUAGCAGUCAAAAUAGUAAACCCUCCUAUUUGUGUUAGAUUUUGAACACUUCUAUUACUCUAUAUUUUCUUUAAUUAAUUGGUCAGCGGUAAGCCAGAUUGUUUCAUUCUAAAUGAAAAUUCAAGCACUUUGGCCAUUUUCUUCAACAAACGCUAAUAUUAAGU